Molecule: messenger RNA, 2149 nt
Organism: Erinaceus europaeus (western European hedgehog)
Lineage: Eukaryota; Metazoa; Chordata; Mammalia; Eulipotyphla; Erinaceidae
Gene: KERA
Product: keratocan
Exons: 4
Coding region: 284-1342 (352 amino acids)
Molecular function (GO): protein binding
Source: RefSeq, a predicted model, not a curated record
GUGGACAUUGUAGGGGUUAAAGUUGGAACCACUGGUGCAUAUAUAUUAGGGAGGAUUCAUAAAAAUACGACAGUGGAGUCUGAGUCAAUCCACACCAGUGUGAGAGAGCAGUGACCAAUAGAAACGGGAGAAGAAGAUCCAAGAAGACUGAGGAAGCUCAGCAGCACAAAAAGAAAAAAAAAGUGUUUCAGUCCAAACGUUUUGGUUUUGAGCUGAUUUUUCAGCAAACUUCAGAACCAGACAUAGGAUUCAACCGUCAAUUCCUGGACAGCAAGGUACUAUAAUGGUGACUACAAUCUGUUUCCUCAUUUGGGUGUCACUCAUAACAGAUAGUGUAUGGACCAGAAGUGUGAGACAGGCCCCUGAAGAAAACGAUCCUCAGUAUUUCACAGAGGAUGACUUCGAUUGCCCUAGGGAAUGUUUCUGCCCACCAAGCUUCCCGACUGCUCUUUACUGUGAAAAUCGAGGCCUCAGAGAAAUCCCUGCGAUUCCCUCAAGGAUAUGGUAUCUGUAUCUUGAAAACAACUUGAUAGAGACCAUACCUGAGAAGCCUUUUGAGAAUGCCACCCAGCUGAGAUGGAUAAACCUCAACAAAAAUAAAAUAACCAACUACGGGAUUGAAAAAGGAGCCCUGAGCCAGCUGAAGAAGCUGCUUUUCUUGUUUCUGGAAGAUAAUGAGCUGGAGGAAGUACCUUCUCCUUUGCCUCGAAGUUUAGAACAGUUGCAAUUAGCUAGAAACAAAGUAUCCAGAAUUCCUCAAGGAACCUUCAGCAAUCUGGAGAACUUGACCCUUCUUGACCUGCAACACAAUAAACUAUUGGACAAUGCCUUCCAAAGAGACACUUUUAAAGGUCUCAAGAACCUCAUGCAACUAAAUAUGGCCAAGAACUCCCUGAGGAAUAUGCCACCCAGGCUACCAGCUAACACGAUGCAAUUGUUUUUGGACAAUAACUCCAUUGAAGGAAUACCGGAAAAUUAUUUUAAUGUUAUUCCUAAAGUGGCCUUCCUGAGACUGAACCACAACAAAUUAUCUGAUGCGGGUCUCCCUUCAAGAGGCUUUGAUGUCUCCUCCAUUCUAGAACUGCAGCUGUCUCACAACCAACUCACCAAGGUCCCCCGGAUCAGCGCUCACCUGCAACACCUUCACCUUGAUCACAACAAAAUUAAAAAUGUGAACGUCUCUGUGAUCUGUCCUGCCUCCACAACACUGCCUGCAGAGCAAGAUUCCUUCAGUUAUGGACCUCACCUUAGCUACCUCCGUCUGGAUGGGAACGAAAUCAAACCUCCAAUCCCAAUGGAACUAAUGACUUGUUUCAGACUCCUUCAGGCGGUCAUUAUUUAGAUACACCUUCAACAUCCUGUAACUGGGUUAAGGAGAUCAUGUUUUCCGACAGGAAAUGUGACUCCCAUUCACAGGUUUAAGGCAAAGAAGAAAAAAAAAAAAAGCAACUAUAUAUAUAAUCCUUCUUGGUCACCAUUUGCAUGUGUGCAAUUUUUUUCCCCCAUUCAAUGAUGCUUUGCAAAUGAUGGUCUGCUUUCUUUAACUAAUGAACAAGACACAGAGUUAAGGUAGUUUAUCAACUCAAAGAUAGUCCUUUUAUUUUUGUCCUUUAUAUACUAGUAAUACCAAAUGCUGUAAUUACAUUGGUAUGCGGUAGAAAGUCUCUAUUUGAGUAUGUUCAAACGUGCUUACAGAGAUGUGGCAGAUGUCAGACUUACAGUGUGCGUAUCAUCUGACAGGAAUAUGUAUGAAAGAAAAUGGAAGAUGGGGUAUUUCUUUAAAGAAAUAGCUACCAACAGAUUGUUUAGUAGGUUUUAUAGGUAUAGAUGGUACAAGAUAUAAUUUACACUCAAGACAGUGUAAAUUAUAUCAACUACAUUGGGACCAGAAAGUUCUCAUCAUUUAAUGCUUAAGAAUCAAACAGAAAACUUUUUUUUUUCAACUUCACUACUACUUCUUAUUGUUAUUAUACAGGGUGCUCUAGCAGUCAAAUAAGUCCUAAAUUUUACAUUUAUGAUAACAUAUUUCUGACAGUAAUUCAGGUUUACAUUUGGAAUCUUCUUGAAUUACAAGUUGUUCAGCUCCUAUAUUUGUCAAUAAGUUGUUGUUGUUGUUUUAAAUAAAAGGAAUGAAUGCUUUCUAACAAAA